Molecule: messenger RNA, 3142 nt
Organism: Melanotaenia boesemani (Boeseman's rainbowfish)
Lineage: Eukaryota; Metazoa; Chordata; Actinopteri; Atheriniformes; Melanotaeniidae
Gene: srp68
Product: signal recognition particle 68
Exons: 16
Coding region: 52-1830 (592 amino acids)
Biological process (GO): SRP-dependent cotranslational protein targeting to membrane
Cellular component (GO): signal recognition particle, endoplasmic reticulum targeting
Molecular function (GO): 7S RNA binding; endoplasmic reticulum signal sequence receptor activity; signal recognition particle binding
Source: RefSeq, a predicted model, not a curated record
UUGUACAUUUGACUGAGCAUGUGUCUAUUGCUUAGCUAUUAGCCUGUAGAGAUGGCCGCAGACAAGCACAACGAAGCUAAAGUUUCUCCCACGGAAGAAAAUAAGGAAAAUAUACACGAGGAAGGACUUGGUUUGGAGAUUUUACAGAUCAUUAAGGAGUCCCAGCAGCAGCAUGGCCUCAGGCACGGAGACUACCAGAGAUACAGGGGCUACUGCUCCCGUAGGCUGCGUCGCCUACGAAAGGCUCUUGGCUUCAAAAUGGGCAACCGACACAAGUUUGUUGGGAAGAAGGUCACCGUAGAAGUGCUUUCAGACAGUAGGUACCUCCUGCUGGUUCUGAUGGAGGCAGAGCGUGCAUGGAGCUACGCCAUGCAGCUAAAGCAGGAGGCAAACACAGAACCACGGAAGCGAUUCCAUCUACUUGCACGGCUACGCAAAGCUGCCAAGCACAGUGAGAAGCUGGAGAAGCUCUGCGAGAGCCCCCGGGUCGAUGCCAAGACCAAACUGGAGGCACAGGCGUACACUGCUUACCUGACUGGGAUGGUGGAUUUUGAGCUGCAGGAAUGGAAACUUGCCAUGGAAGCCUUCAACAAGUGCAAGACCAUCUAUGAGAAACUGGCCAGUGCAUUCACAGAGGAGAUGGCAGUUCUGUAUCGUCAGCGUGUGGACGAGAUAUCGCCCAACAUCCGUUACUGUGCUUACAACAUUGGUGACCAAAACGCCAUCAAUGACUUGAUGCAGAUGAGGCUGACUGGUGGAGGAGGUGGCAUGAUGGCUGAGAAGCUAGAGGCCCUGAUCACUCAGGCAAGAACCAAGCAGGCCGCCACAAUGAGUGAGGUGGAGUGGCGAGGACGGACGGUGCCUGUGAAGAUUGACAAGGCCCGCAUUUUCCUGCUGGGUCUGGCAGAUAACGAGGCUGCCAUUGCCCAGGCAGCUAACGAGGACACCAAAGAGCAUCUGUAUGAGACUCUGCUGGCCGAGUGCAGAGACACCAUCCAAGCUGUGAGAGAGGAGCUGAAGAGCGAGGCGAAGCAGCGCGAGAGGAGCUCUGAUAAUGACAGCGGGAAGGUGUCCAACCUUCAGUUCCUGCACAGCUAUCUGACUUACAUCAAACUGUGUACGUUGGUGAAGAGGAAUGAGAGCAUGGCUCACACUUUGCAGGCUAAACUGAAGGAGACUGAAGCUGAUGAAAACAAGAGGGGGCCUCGCCCUCAAGAUCUCAUUCGACUCUAUGACAUCAUCCUACAGAGUCUGGCUGAGCUCUCCACCCUGCAGGGUCUGGAGGAUGACCACACCUUCCAGAAGGAGGUAUCCCUCAAGCUGCUGGUCUACAAGGCCUACAGGUGUUUCUUUAUAGCUCAGUCUUAUGUGCUGGUCAAAAAGUGGAGCGAGGCCUUGGUGCUGUAUGAGCGGGUGUCGAAAUAUGCCAAGGAGGCCCAAUCUAAGGCUAAAAGUCUAAACAAUAGUCUGAAGGACCUUCCUGACAUUCAGGAGCUCAUUGCUGAGGUCAAUGCUGAAAAAUACUCACUUCAAGCUGCUGCCAUUUUAGACACUGAUGAGACUGCAGAAGUUUCCUCUCAGCAGCAGGUGAAGGACAACACGCCUCUCUGUGACCGCCUGGAAAACUUCCGCUUGGACACCACUCUCGUAGGAAAGCAGCCCAAUCUGGUCCAGUUCCCCCCUGACUUCCAGCCAAUCCCCUGCAAGCCGCUUUUCUUCGAUCUAGCCCUCAACCACGUGACCUUCCCACCGCUGGAUGAUAAGGUGGAGCAGAAGGGCAAGGGCGGCCUGACCGGCUACAUCAAGGGCAUCUUUGGCUUUGGCAGCUAAGUCGUUGACCUGCACUCGAUGGCAACAAGGCCCGACGUUUCACAGCCAUCCAGACGUAGUUCAACUGGAAUCAUUUAAGUUCCUUUUAAAAGUUUAAUUUUUAGUGCCUAUGUGCAAAAUGGUGGGGGUCUGCAGUUCUGCAGGAAGGAGGAAUGCGUCAGAUCUCCAAGGAAAGAAUAUAGAUGAGAAAUUAUUCUACUUUUCAAGUAGCAAUAUGACCCAAAGUUAGCUGCUGCCUCUAGUGAUGCUACCAGACCUACAGCUGUCACAGGGUUAAUGCUGUCUUAUUCAUAGUUACAGCCAAGUUAGAGUCAACAAGCCAUUGUGGAGCUCUUAGGUUAUUUGUUUCAGUUAUAUAUGUGCCAUCGUGUAGCUUGGUUUUCUUUGUUCCCGUGUGACUGUUUUUUUUUAACGAUUAAAAUCAGCACCUGCAUGAAAUUAUUCUGCAAACUGAUGAAUUUUAUCAUAAUUUUUCAUUUCACUUUCAGGAUUCAUCACUGAUAAAAUGUGAUGUUUUCCUCAUUUUAAGUGAUUUUUGCUCUGUUUCUGAUGUCACAUUUCCAGAUAAAAGUAAUUUAAGGUGAGAUAAAGGUAAAGCCACGGACACCAUCCAAGCUUUUUAUUCCAAACUCAAACCUGGUUAGUCGUGUUAUUGAUUUGAGUGGAGUCUUUGUAAUAUACCCCCUUAGUUUUAGUUAAAUGUACAUUAUAAACUGUUAAAUGUUUGUCUGGUGACAUUUGGCAUCAAACCACUGUGGGUUCAGACAAGGGUCCAGCUGAUUCACAUCAUCUGAAUGGAUACUCGUUUUCACGUGUUUUACAGCUGAAGUUCCUGCUGGUGUUGAACCUGCAGAAAACAGCAGAUUUAAGGGACAGAGGAAGCUUUAAGCAGCCUCACAUUCAUCAUCUCCCCUCGUAGUUUAUCUUGACUCAGACAAAUGUUUUCAACAUGAAUGGGAGUCCUGUGAUGCUAGAAGCAUCUUUUACCACCCAUCGUAUUUCAGGUGUAACGCUGACUUUGUUCCACACCCAAGCUGCUCAUUUCUUCUGCUCCUGGAGGGACCUGGUUCACCUGCGACACCAGGUGAAACACUAGCUAGAGGACGGUUGUUGCUCACCCACUUGCACAGUUACCGUUUUGCUUACUUCUUACUUACUUUUGAUGUUUAAUGUUGAAAAGAUUAAAAUUUUCUUCCAUAAGGCUGGAAACAUAUUAAUCAGGACCAGUAACUGUUGAAGGAAUCUGGGAAGAGGAGUGUGUGAUUUUCAUUUAGUCUCCAGGCUUGUGAUUAAAAAAAAUAUUUGCAACAAA